UCACCAAACAAAAACAUUCAAAUCUCAUAUACUAAAUAACAUCCUCUUCAGAGACAAUAAAGAGAAUGACACUUCUUCACUUGUCUCUCUCCCUCUUCUCAUGUCUCUUCCUUGUCCUAGCUCCGACUUACGUUGCUUCCUCUCAAGUCUCCGACCCUGAACUCGUAGUUCAAGAAGUUAACCAACAGAUAAAUGCUUCUAGGAGGAAUCUUGGUGUCCUCUCAUGUGGGACCGGAAAUCCAAUAGACGACUGCUGGAGAUGCGACCCCAAAUGGGAGAAAAACCGACAACGACUAGCUGAUUGCGCCAUCGGGUUUGGCAAACGCGCAAUAGGCGGCCGUGACGGCAAAAUAUACGUGGUGACCGACCCGAGCGACAAAGACGCGGUUAACCCUAAACCCGGAACGCUAAGACACGCUGUGAUCCAGGAAGAACCGCUAUGGAUCAUCUUCGCACGUGACAUGGUCAUAAAGCUGAAAGAAGAGCUGAUCAUGAACUCGUUCAAGACCAUAGAUGGACGUGGAGCGAACGUCCACAUCGCAGGCGGCGCGUGCAUCACUGUCCAGUACGUGACCAACAUCAUCAUUCACGGCAUAAGCAUCCACGACUGCAAGAAGAGAGGCAAUGCUUACGUCAGAGAUUCACCGUCGCAUUAUGGAUGGAGGACUGCAUCUGAUGGUGACGCCGUCUCUAUUUUUGGUGGAUCCCACGUGUGGGUAGACCAUUGCUCGUUGUCGAACUGCGCGGACGGUCUGGUCGACGUGAUCCAUGGGUCGACGGCCAUUACGAUCUCUAAUAACUACUUGACGCACCACGACAAAGUGAUGCUUUUGGGACACAGUGAUUCGUACACGAGAGACAAGAACAUGCAAGUCACCAUUGCUUUUAAUCAUUUUGGUGAAGGGCUUGUUCAGAGAAUGCCCAGAUGUAGGCAUGGAUAUUUUCAUGUGGUAAAUAACGAUUAUACGCAUUGGGGAAUGUAUGCAAUUGGUGGGAGUGCGGCUCCAACGAUUAACAGUCAAGGCAAUAGAUUUCUCGCUCCAAAUAAUAAAGUCUUCAAAGAGGUGACUAAAUACGAAGAUGCACCACAAAGCAAAUGGAAGAAUUGGAAUUGGAGAUCAGAAGGCGACUUGUUCCUAAACGGUGCGUUUUUUACGCCCUCAGGUGGAAGAGCUUCUUCAAUGUAUGCAAAAGCUUCUAGUCUGUCCGCUAGACCAUCCUCGUUGGUAGCUUCCGUCACGGGCAAUGCUGGUGCUCUCUCUUGUAAGAAAGGGUCUCGAUGUUAAUCUGAUCCACCUACUAAAGUUAUAAUGUAUCUAAUUAAAUUGAAAAAGGAUGUGCUCGUCCUACUAUGUCAAUAUUUUGUUGCCCGUUAGUUUUUUUAUUAUGGGGAGGGUUAAAGCUGUAAGUUGGACUUGAUGUGUAUACUAAAGUAUUAAAGUAUUGUAUGGAUUCCCUUUGGACCAAUGGGUUUCUUUUAAACUUUUUGGAGUAGGGACAUAUGUAUGUUGUGGUGGGGGAUGUGUGCAAGUGCUGCAAGAUUGUUGAUUCUAUAUUUAUAUAUAAAUGAAAUCAACAGCUUAA
Brassica oleracea var. oleracea is the source of this 1584-nucleotide messenger RNA. Its product is annotated as probable pectate lyase 5. The record is from RefSeq and is a predicted model, not a curated record. The transcript has 4 exons. Gene Ontology annotation, molecular function: pectate lyase activity. Lineage: Eukaryota; Viridiplantae; Streptophyta; Magnoliopsida; Brassicales; Brassicaceae. The coding region runs from base 66 to 1286 and encodes 406 amino acids.